AUAGCCAAAAUAUUUCUUGGCUUGCUUUGUCCUGGAUUAUAGGAGGGCUUUUGAUUUUUGCUACGUACAUGUACUUGUGCGCUGCUCGCUUCAUGCACUUGCAACUUAAAAAUAAGUUAGAAAAUACUUGCACUAAGAAUUUUCAUCCCUUCAUUGGAUGGCAGACAAGAGCCAGCAUCUCUAAAGCCAGAAAAGGAAAGGCCUGCCUUAUACAGACAGCUCUGUGCCCUGACACAAUGGCUCCAGUAUAAAGUGUUGCUUGACCGGAGCUUGAAAGCAACAGAACAAAGAAACACCAAGUGACCAUUUUUGAGACCAAAGAGGCAUCAAAGUCAUCUUGUGAUGGAGAAAUUUAAGGCUGCUCUGAUGCUAGCACAGGUCGGGGAUGCUCUGGGCUAUCGAAACUUCACCCGGGAAAACAAUGCUUUAGGUGCAAAGAUCCAAGAGGAACUGAAGGAAAUCGGAGGACUUGAGAACCUAGUGCUGUCCUCUGACAAAUGGCCAGUGAGUGACAAUACUCUUAUGCACAUGGCUACUGCUGAGGGUCUCACUACAGAUUACUGGUGUUUAGAAGACCUAUAUCGGGAACUCGUAAAGCGUUAUGUUGAUGUCAUUGACAAACUUCCUGAAAAAUGGUCAGAUCCCGCUACUAUUGAAGGCUGCUCACAGCUGAAGCCAGACAACUACCUCCUGGCCUGGCACACACCAUUUAAUGAGAAAGGUUCCGGGUUUGGUGCAGCUACAAAAGCGAUGUGCUUAGGGAUGAGAUACUGGAAGCCCGAGAGGUUGGAAACUCUCAUUGAAGUGAGCAUUGAAGUUGGAAGGAUGACUCACAAUCACCCUACAGGUUUUUUAGGAUCAUUGUGCACAGCUCUGUUUGUCUCAUAUGCAAUACAAGGCAAGCCACUUGUGCAGUGGGGAAGAGAAAUGAUGAAGGUUGUUCCCUUGGCUGAAGAAUACUGCAAAAAGACCAUUCGACAUAUGGCAGAAUAUCAGGAACACUGGUUUUACUUUGAAGCAAAAUGGCAGUUUUAUUUGGAGGAGAGAGAAAUCACUGAAGAUAAUCAGAAUAAACCUCUAUUUCCUGAAAAUUAUGAUGCAGAGGAGAGAGAAAAGACUUAUAGGAGGUGGAGUUCUGAAGGCCGUGGUGGCAGGAGAGGUCACGAUGCUCCCAUGAUUGCAUACGAUGCUCUCUUGGGCUGUGGUGGUGAUUGGACUGAGCUUUGCAACCGUGCCGUGUUUCAUGGCGGUGAGAGUGCAGCCACUGGAACUAUUGCUGGCUGUUUGUAUGGAUUGCUUUAUGGCCUCAACAAAGUUCCAAAAAGCUUGUAUCAGGAUCUUGAACAAAGGGAAAAGCUGGAACACUUGGGAGAGGCUAUUUACCGACUGGCUACCGAGGAAAAGUAAAGAUGUUUUUGCUGUAUUAUCUUUUUAAAAUAAGUAUUAUAACACACCCUGUAGCCAAAUUCAUAAAAACCAGAUCCUGAACAUAUUUUUAACACAUGAAAAUGAUUCAGACCUAAAGGCCACUUCUCAAAGAGCAUUUGGGCAAGUGUGCACAUAGGUUUUUAAAGGAUACACCUAAAAAUAUAAUGUGAAUGUGCCAGUUACCAGUGUUUGGAAAUAUGAGUAUCAUAUAGGUGCAUUCAUUAGAUGCCAGAAACUGACGCAGCUCCCUGUUGAGUAUGACCUUGGUUAUAAAACAGGAUUUGCUACCAUGUAAUGAGAAGCAAGGUCCAUAAACUUAACUAUAACAACAUUACUGAAGGCAUUUAUGAAAUGGGUGUCUCAUUUGUAACCCCAUCACCAUUUUUGAGUUGUUAUCAGUAACAGUGUAAUCCUAAGCAGUGUUGUGCCAUUCUACGGCCAUUAAAGUUAACAGGUUUACAGGAAUAUUAACUCUGCUGAGGACCUCACUUUGAUUAUAGCCCUUUUCAGUUGUUAAAUUUAGAGGGGAUGCCAAGCUAUGCAUACUGGGACCACAUGCAACCUGCAAUCCUCCUGAUAUGCUUGGUUGCUAUUUCAUCUGAAUACAAUAACCGAAAGGGUUUUGGGUAGCACAUACUGAAGCAGAAAAUAGGCACAGUCCAUAUUCAGAUGGAAUGGAGACCGUGCAUAACAGGAAGAUCAUGGGUGGCCUAAAGUCCCAGUAUGUGUAGUUGGAUUCCACACACACACACCCCACACACACCCUCCCCAGGUAAUGACUGUGAAGGACUUUACAUGCAAAAUUAAUACUGUUUGCCCACUUAUUUAAGCCAAACUAAUUUGAUCACCCUUAUGAGAUUCUUUUCUCUGUUGUAAUAAUUUCAAUGUAGUAUUUCUGUUUUCCCCUCACUUCCUUAAAUUUCUAUGGCACCACCUAACUCACAAAUUCAGUUAAUGUUUUUUUUAAAAAAAUGAUUUUAUUGGGAAAAUAGAAUGUGUGAAAAACUCACUACAGAAGGUGACAAAAUUACAAAAUCAAGUUACAUAAAAAUAUACAUCGCAUUAUACAGAUCUUAAUAGUUAACAAAGUAUAAUUUAAAAAACGAUGAUUGCGAAAGGAAUAUGGAAAAUGUUCUUUCUUUAAAAGUUUUUCCAAUACCGGAUACCACUUAUUCAGGAAAUUUGACUCUGACAUAAGAUACUCAUGUGACCUCCUAACAUCUGCUAUUUUGUCGAAGAUUAUAUAAUCCCUCAAAUUCAGUUAAUGUUGAUCCUUUCUUAAAACUGCAGUCUGAAAUUAAAGCCAGCACCAGGAAGUUGUCCAAGGAAUGGCAGUGCACAAAGAUAUGCAAAGAUAUGUGCAAACAGAUAUUGCAGAUCAUUUUAUAGAUUUCUGGUGUUUUUUAAAAAAAUCCUAGACGAAACUUUUAAAAAAUGGGUGAUUAAAAUAAUUUGUAAAUAAAUUAAUCUUAUGCCUCUUCAUAAGCAUCUUUCUUUAUUUUCACCACGGCGCUUAUUGCAUGUUAUUGUGUCCUUGCUGGAAUUCUUGCUUGCACUUGUUAGCAGGGCACUGUUGGUCAAGGUUAGGAUGAGUUUCAUGUAACCAAAAAUUUGCCCCAUUAAGAAGUCUGAGAUUUGGUUGUGGGACAGGAAGCAAGUGGAAAAGAUAGUGGCAUAGAAAGGGAUUUAA
Molecule: messenger RNA, 3118 nt
Organism: Eublepharis macularius
Lineage: Eukaryota; Metazoa; Chordata; Lepidosauria; Squamata; Eublepharidae
Gene: ADPRHL1
Product: ADP-ribosylhydrolase like 1
Exons: 7
Coding region: 343-1407 (354 amino acids)
Biological process (GO): protein de-ADP-ribosylation
Molecular function (GO): ADP-ribosylarginine-[protein] hydrolase activity; magnesium ion binding
Source: RefSeq, a predicted model, not a curated record